Messenger RNA from Dipodomys spectabilis (banner-tailed kangaroo rat), 1601 nucleotides. It is a transcript of the gene Ppp1r11, whose product is annotated as protein phosphatase 1 regulatory inhibitor subunit 11. Bases 208 to 588 code for a protein of 126 amino acids. The record is from RefSeq and is a predicted model, not a curated record. The transcript is spliced from 3 exons. Lineage: Eukaryota; Metazoa; Chordata; Mammalia; Rodentia; Heteromyidae. Gene Ontology annotation, cellular component: nucleus. Gene Ontology annotation, molecular function: protein serine/threonine phosphatase inhibitor activity; protein phosphatase 1 binding.
AGUGCAAAGCCGGAAGUGGAAUUAGGUUAUUCCCCAGGGGUGGGGAAACAAGAGGCCCUGUAGGAGGGGGAGAAAAAAAAAAAAAAGGCAGAAGAUCCUGGCUACUACUGUGAUCCGGAUACCGAUUCUUUUAGAACUCAGAGAACAGCAAAAGGGAAGGGUGUCUUAUCCCCCUUCCUCCCCUCCUCCCUCUUCUCAGCCCUAGCCAUGGCUGAGGCAGGGGCUGGGCUGAGUGAGACCGUCACUGAGACAACGGUUACCGUGACAACCGAGCCCGAGAACCGGAGUCUAACCAUCAAACUUCGUAAACGGAAGCCAGAGAAAAAAGUAGAAUGGUCAAGUGACACUGUGGACAAUGAACAUAUGGGGCGUCGUUCAUCAAAAUGCUGCUGUAUUUAUGAAAAACCUCGGGCCUUCGGUGAAAGCUCCACUGAAAGUGAAGAGGAGGAAGAGGAAGGCUGUGGUCAUACACACUGUGUACGGGGCCAUCGAAAAGGACGGCGUCCUACAACUCCAGGAGCGACCCCUACGACCCCUCCUCAGCCUCCUGACCCCUCCCAGCCUCCUCCAGGGCCAAUGCAGCACUAAAUUCCUCUCCCCUACCAUUCCUGUGUCUGUCUGGCCCUGAAUGUAUCCAUGUGGCUACCUGAAACUAAACCCUUGGUUUGAUCCCUACUCUAGCCCCCUCCUUCCCUCUCUGUCUGAUAGGGAGAAGAGAAAGAGGAGGCUGGACAGAGAUCCUAGAAUCCUGACUUGCUGCUAUUCCAGAACCCAGGCCUUUGGGUUCCCUUAGCCCUCAUUUCAGCCCCUUUACCCCCCAGUUCCCCUUGUAGGGAUCUAGGCAUCUUGGUCCCAAUCUCUUCCCUUUAUUUUCACUGCCAAACUGCCUGUCCUGGGAUCCAGUUAUCUUGGCCCCCUGCACUGUCGACUUGAGUCCAAACACUGAAAUUGGGUUUUCAAUGAUCCCAGCUUUCACUGCCAGGGUCCCAGUCAGAUUCCAGGCAAUUUUGCCCCAGCUAUGCUUGUUAAUCCUGGCUUAGAUAUCUUCCAUUUAUACACAUAUAUAGUCUAAUUUUUAGUCCUUGCCUGUGGGAUAUGAGAAUUUAAGGGAGACCACAGGGCUCCCAGCACUUCCCCUGCCGAUCCGUUCUGCCCUUAAAAGGAGUCUGUAGAGAGGUCUUUGCCAGUCAUUCACACCUCUGAUGGAAAGUGGAACAGGAAAUAGUCUUGUCAUCUCUCCCCACCCUAGUCAUUUGCCAGGAACCCUAGGGUUCCUAGGCUUAAGACUUGAGUAAAGGAUUUUCUCAGCCUUUAGUCGUUCAGCUUCAGAGACAUCUAGUACAGCUCCACAGCCUGGGUCAGUGGGAGAGGAAAGCAAUGGGAGACAGCAAAGAGAAGGGGCAUACUGUACUGCUACCCCAUCCUUCCUAAGCUUUGAUGUCUCCACUAACCCAAAGGGUGGGCUGCCUCAGCCCUCCCUACACCUGGUUAUCAUUUCCCAGGCCUCUUGCCAUGCACAGUUGCAGAGAUCAGUCAGAUCUUUACCACCACUGAGAUCUCAUUUAUUGCCACAAAUGCACAAAAUAAAUAACCCAACAUCA